GGUUGGCAGAUGAACAAGAAGAUUGAUCAAGAUAUCGCCAUAUAAUAGAUACAGGCGUAUAUGUAGUCGUUUACGUUUUCGUAACACUAUGUACUUGUACAACUUUUUGUGAUUUCAAUUUCUACUUGUAUUUAAGUACUUACUCUACACUCACUUACGCUACAUAUUCGUGUCGUUUUUCAGUUUCUGUAACAACUCACGUAGUAGGGACAAGAAGCAAAACCCUCAAGAUGGACACGAAUGUUGAAUUUUACGCAAAUCGGAACUCCGAUAAUAGCGCGAGUUGGAAUCCGAGUUCUGAAAGAAUCGGCGAGGGGAAGUACAAAUAUGUGCAGAAGGGACAUUACGAUAAUGGGAACGAGUGCGCUGUCAAAUUUCUGAAAUCCGGGACUACGUUCUCAAGCACGUGCUUCCUUGAUGACGUGAAGAAUGCGGAGGCGGCUCUCCCCUAUAUUUCGAAGUUUCACGAUUAUGUUCGACAAGCCUUUCCAAGUCACGCAGGACACAUUGCGAUAAAGCUGAAUAUGCCGGCGGUGUGGUCCCAGUCGACCGAAGGGACGAACUUCGGACAAAACUGCCUCGUGGAGCCGUUUGUUCCGAAUUUCCAGAAAUUUAACUCGAACUCGGGCGCUGCCGACGCAACUGCGGCCGUUGCGCAAGCUCUGAGUCACUUCUCCUACCACGUGUCGGAUGGCAGAGAACUCGUUUGCGACUUGCAGGGCGGUCGAGAUGGAAGGAAUUACGUUCUUUCCGAUGUCGUUAUCAUGAGCGCCGACAAGAAGUACGGCAAUACGGAUCUCGGUCUGCCGGGAAUCGAAAACUUCUGUGCGAAUCACGUCUGCGGGCCGUUUUGCAGUUCUCACUGGAAUAUCAAAUGCAAAAAUGUCUGGGUCUGGAAGGUUGGAACUUGUGAUGCUAACUUCGGACUCUAAGAAACUCUGUAUUGCAUGACCAGCAAGAGACGUCUAGUUUGUGCUACGCGGGGAGGGCGUUUGUCAUGCGGAGUAGGCAUCAGGAAGCCCUCUAAAAAGCUGUGACGCUAGGGCGUGCAUUAUAGACGUCCCGGGUCAUGCAAAACAUGCAUCACAAGUCUCAGAAUCUUCCAGACCCAGACACUUUUGCACUUGAUAUGGAAGACCUGGAGUAACGCCAAGCGUCGGUACCAGCCGGUAAUGUCGACCACCAUCACGCUCGAUGUCGCUAGCAUCCCGACUCCGCUGUCCAAUCGCGAAUAUCAGCGCGUUUUCGCCUCCGACAUCAUGUUUACGCAGAGCAGCAUCAAGAAUCAGGUAUCAAGCUGCGAUAAGGUCAUGUAUGAAAAGUGAAUUAAACCCCCAAGUAACGCACGCAAAUGAAACAUUGAGCAGCGACUCAUAAUUGUGGCACAUCUACAUGCAUUUGCAUAACUCAAGUGCGUGGAUGAAAAUGUACUUAUAUGAAAACCAAAGACCACCAAAAAUCAUUCUCAGUUUCAAGACGGGAAGACGCUGCUGCAGACCGCGAAAGAGCUGGCGCGUCAGGAUAUCAAAAAGUCUGACAUACCGAUGAUUACGGUUGUGCGGGUAAAUGGGACAGUGCUUCGUUCCUUGGACAACCGGCGCCUCGCGGUUUUUCGACUUUUGGAGAUGGCCAACAAAAUUCACAAAAUUAAGGUGGAGGUGGUUCCAUUGGAGCGCGUCCGAGAAGAGUUCAACAGGAAGUGGGACGGUGGAAGCGGCGACAGUAUCCAAGUGCGCCAGGGCAACUAUGUCAUUGGGAGAACCGAACUGAGCACCAACUUUCCCGGCUUAGCGGAAAUCAAAAACACGUACCCGAGCGAGCAACCAACGGACGCAGCCCUCACCAUCUUCCUCGGGACUCUUACCGACGAGUAGAUGCGACGGCAGUCGUGUUCUUCUACUUGUAAUAAGUCUUUUUUUUUCCUUCAUGAGGAAACUCAUCCAAGACUGCACCUCUGUCCGUCAAUGAACGCCGUCAGAAAAAGCGAUCACUUUGGAGGAGCAUUCCAACUACCUAAGUUCUAUGAAUUCUUCUUUUUUCAGAGUGGUGCUGUACAAGGGGAAGACGACCUCAUUCAUUUAGUCCUUAAACCAUCGCUCGCAAGGGAAAGCGCAGCCUUUUCGUCGUCAUCCCAAGCAACAUUCCUCAUUCGUGACUAAGAACGAGAACUGGAAUAGAUUGGUUCCGUUCAACUCUAACUCAUUCCAUUCUGAAGCGCAUUGCAAUGCUAUCAAAGACCGCUUUCCCUCUCCUCACAUUCCACCAUCGCAACGUUAUUAACGUCUUUUCAACGAUAUUGACGCAGACAGACCGCCUUAUGAACUUUUGUACGCGGUGUUGUUGAUUUCGGGCCUCAU
Messenger RNA from Amoebophrya sp. A120, 2357 nucleotides. NCBI's taxonomy places the organism in Eukaryota, Dinophyceae, Syndiniales, Amoebophryaceae. The record is from the annotation of a GenBank genome assembly.